GAAUUCAAACCUAGUGGCUUGGACCAAAUUUUAAUGCCACCCCAGCCCCUUUGUGGCCAUGUCCUCCUUUAUAAGCCAUGGAUCGGAAGCCCUCCUAAUCCACGAAGGAGUAUGAACCACAACUAACUUCUCCAUCUCUUUGAAGAUUGCAUCAAGAGGAAACAUAUAUCGAAGCAUCAAACCUACAUCGAGUCUCUCGAUUUCUUCGGGGCAAAAUAUAUACACAAGAAGGCAAGAAAGGCAAGCAGGAGGCAGUAGUAGAGAUAUAUAUCAGGUAGGAGAUCAUGGUUGCCAAGGAGGAGGCAAGGGAAGCAAUAAGCAUGGACAAGGUGAAGAGAGACGGAGAGGCUCUGAUCGCCGCUGGAGACGAGGAGGAAGACGACGUGGUGCUCCCGGGGUUCCGGUUCCACCCGACCGACGAGGAGCUCGUCACGUUCUACCUCCAGCGGAAGGUGGCGAGGAAGCCGCUCAGCAUAGAGAUCAUCAAGGAGAUGGACAUCUACAAGCAUGAUCCAUGGGACCUCCCUAAGGCGAGCACGGUUGGUGGAGAGAAGGAGUGGUACUUCUUCUGCCUGAGAGGAAGGAAGUACCGGAACAGCAUCAGGCCUAACAGGGUCACCGGCUCCGGGUUCUGGAAGGCGACGGGCAUCGACCGGUCGAUCUACUCAGCCACCGCCGCCGCAAACUCCGGCGAGUCGAUUGGGCUCAAGAAGUCCCUCGUGUACUACCGCGGCAGCGCCGGCAAGGGCACCAAGACCGACUGGAUGAUGCACGAGUUCCGCCUCCCGCCGGCCGCCGCCGCUACAAACGCCUCCCCAAGCAUGCAAGAAGCAGAGGUGUGGACCAUCUGCAGGAUCUUCAAGAGGAACAUCACCUACAAGAGGCAGCAGCAGCAGCAGCCGCAGCAGAUGUGGAGACCGGCGGCGGCGGCGGCCAGCAACGCUCUGCCACCGGCCGACUCGAGCUCCAACACGGGGAGCUUCGAAUCCGACGGUGGGGACGAGUACAUGAACUGCCUGCCGGCCACUGCUCCGGGCAUGUCCCAACUCCACCAUGUCGGUAAUCAGGUGAACAUGCUGUACGGCGGCGGCAGCUGCUUCUUCAAGGAGAGCGUGCACGGCCACCAGUAUCAGGGGCAAUGGUUGAACUCCCUACCUGUGCCGGCACCGGAGCAGAAACCACAGCUGGGCCCGUCGGCGAUGUCCAUUGCGUUCCAUCAGAAUGAUCAGAGCGUUGCCGCAAUCGAUUGCUACAAAGACGGGUACUGGGACGAGAUUGCAAGGCUUAUGGAGGUCAAUGACCCAACAGCAUUUUAUGAUUGUAGAUAUGCUUGAUCGAUAGGGAAGUGCCUAGCUUCGUUUUCAGAGUUCAGACUUCAGUGUAGAUGCUAGAUACGCAGAUAUCGCCGACAAAAGGAACCCAGUGUGUGGGAGACUGACAUGAAGGGCCCUCUCCACAGAGGCCGCUAGUCAGUUAGAUUUUGCCGGCAGCAUGCCCCCAACCCCACCCUUCUGUUUCUUUUUCCUGCUGAUAAGGUAUUCUUAUAUAUACAGCAUGUGUUGUGUUGCGUUGUGUUGUGUUGUGAUCAAUGUAUGAGUUGUGUCUUGUGUGUGCACUGGCUAGAUAUGAGUAACAAAAUAAAUAUAUGUUGGAGCCUAGUUCAUGAUUCAUGAUUUUGAGUUCCAUCAACCAUUUGUGAA
Molecule: messenger RNA, 1700 nt
Organism: Phragmites australis (common reed)
Lineage: Eukaryota; Viridiplantae; Streptophyta; Magnoliopsida; Poales; Poaceae
Product: transcription factor JUNGBRUNNEN 1-like
Exons: 3
Coding region: 285-1334 (349 amino acids)
Biological process (GO): regulation of DNA-templated transcription
Molecular function (GO): DNA binding
Source: RefSeq, a predicted model, not a curated record